Varroa destructor (honeybee mite) is the source of this 2913-nucleotide messenger RNA. RefSeq names its product N-myristoyl transferase (gene Nmt). The record is from RefSeq and is a predicted model, not a curated record. Gene Ontology annotation, cellular component: cytoplasm. Gene Ontology annotation, molecular function: glycylpeptide N-tetradecanoyltransferase activity. Gene Ontology annotation, biological process: N-terminal peptidyl-glycine N-myristoylation. Lineage: Eukaryota; Metazoa; Arthropoda; Arachnida; Mesostigmata; Varroidae.
GCUAAAAAUUCAAGACCAAGAUCACCAAACGCCAUCGUUGGUGGACGAAAGCGAAUCGCAAAGGAUCGCGGUCAAUUUAGCUGGUACGUACAACCCGACAAGAAGGGUAAGAGGAUAAAACCGUUUAAUUUACGAUCAUGAGCAACUAAUCCACUUCAGGCUAGUUACAUUUCUACUUCAACUGUGCAGAACUAGGCUUACUUCACAUGGCCGGUCAAAAUUAAGCCAAUGCGUUAAACAAAGUUCCUUCAGGUGAUCCUCCUUCUUGCUGAUUCUUUGUUGUAAUACUUUUGCUGCAACCAAAAUGAUAUACGGCGUUUUUUAUUCUCUUGUAUUGCAAUAUUCUUUUAUCGCCAGCUAAUGUUGAUUCCCUGCUUCUCAUUUUUAUGGUAGCAUCUUAAAUUCAAUGUGAGUUCUAGUAUAUAAUAGACUGUUUCUAACUGAUCUGUUCCACUAAAUAUGUACGGAAAUUUGUACGGAUAGUACCAUGGCACUCUGGAACUACCCUGACAUAGUAAUUGUUGCGUUCAAUUGCGAUAAGACAUUAUAUGUCCAAUGUAUAAUUACUAAAAGAUUUAUACACGCCGGGGUGAUUGAUGUUUCCCGUGGGCUACGUAGAAGAUCAAACGGGAGCAUUAAACCAAGGGUGGAUUAAAUCCUCUAUAUUAUUAAGUGAUGACUACCUAGAUGUUUCUUUCCAUCUUGUAAGUUAAACAAACGAAGAUUAAUGAUGAUCGACGGUCAUAUAAAGAACUUUGCGUAUGUUCACAAACCAGUUUAGGUAAGUGAUCUUGCCGUUUCGAAUCAUAUUUUACAUAUGAACUAUACGCCAAUGAUAGCGUCCGAAAAUAACCUAAGGGAGACGAUUACGGAAAUCGUACUUUCUUUUCGUUGUUCGUGUUAAUCUCGACUGUUCCAUUGGAUUUUCAUUGGUUAAUACAUUAUUAUCAUGACAGCAUUUUUACAAUUAGACCGCUUUGAAUGUUUCGUCUGUUUAUCCUGCAGCUUCGAAGGAAAACCUCACAUGCCAUCGUAUGCAAUAAUUGGUUAUGAAUAUUUCAGCUUUGUUUAAAUUACGCUUUCAAAGAAAGAAAAUUUGUUAUAUCAAUUUAAAAUGCUUUAGUUGGUUAGUUUUUCUUUGGAACAGUAUUACACAGCGGUAGAGAAGCCUGUUACAGAAGAGCCAGCUGAAGGCCAAGUAUAGAAAAAGCUUUUUGUCGCCUGUAGGAUCCUGCAGUAUCAUAAGUGUUUUAUGUGUAACAGCUAAAAAAACAAACGCGGACCAGGUAACAGUACGAUAUGCAAGUAGUGUCCUGUUUCUCGUAAUCAAGCAGUUCAAUUGUCUGGGCAAUGAGCGGCUCAGUCUCAAAAUCUACGCGGGUAGUCGCGGAUUCGAACUCGAAAGAUUUCGCAAACUGAGAGAGCAUCAGAGCUGGCUGCCGUAGAAAACCUAAAAAAGACGAUGGAACUGCUUCGCAUGAACCUCGCAGCGAGCGCAGGACCGGCGAAAAAUCUUGCGCAGGCCGCUGGAAAGAAAUAUGAGUUCUGGAGUACUCAACCGGUGCCUAAAAUUGACGAGGAUAUCACCACUAACGAAGCUAUCGACAACACUAUAACGAAAGAGCAGAUUCGCAAAGAACCCUACAGUUUACCUGAACAAUUUAUUUGGUGUACGGUAGAUCUGGAAGAUGAUGCGCAGUUAAAGGAGCUCUACCAACUAUUAAAUGAAAACUAUGUUGAAGAUGAUGAUAACAUGUUCCGGUUUGACUACGCCCCAGAGUUCCUGAAAUGGGCACUUAUGCCUCCGGGUUGGUUACCCCAAUGGCACGUAGGGGUGCGUGUUGCAAAAAGCGGCAAACUUGUGGGAUUUAUCUCGGCGGUACCUGCACAUGUCCGAGUAUACGACAAGCCCGUCCGUAUGUCCGAAGUGAACUUCCUCUGCGUGCAUAAAAAGAUGCGAUCAAAGCGCGUAGCGCCUGUACUAAUUCGCGAAAUCACGCGACGUUGUAAUAUUGAAGGCAUUUUUCAAGCGGCCUACACGGCGGGCGUAGUCUUGCCCAAACCCGUUGGAGUUUGCCGGUACUGGCAUCGGUCGCUCAAUCCGAGGAAGCUGAUCGAGGUCAAAUUUUCCCACCUGACUCGCAACAUGACUAUGCAACGCACCCUGAAAUUACACAAACUGCCGGAGCAACCGAAGAUCGCGGGUUUCCGGGCAUUCAAUCCAACUAGCGAUGGAAAGCAGGCAUUUUCGUUGCUUAGUAACUACCUAAAGAAGUUCCAACUGGCACCACAGUUUACACUCGAGGAGUUUCUACAUUGGUUUACUCCUCGGGAUGGUGUCGUUGAGAGCUACGUUGUUGCCGAUCGUUCAGACAAAGUGAAAGAUUUUGUCUCAUUCUACUCGCUCCCUUCGUCAAUUAUGCAUCAUCCGUUUCAUAAAACCCUUCAAGCCGCCUACACAUUCUACGCCGUCGCCAACUCAGUAACGCUCUGCGAGCUCAUGUACGACGCACUUGUCGUUGCCAAAAACCGUGGGUAUGACGUUUUUAAUGCCUUGGAUUUGAUGGACAAUAAGGAGUUUCUGGAAGAAUUGAAGUUUGGAAUUGGGGACGGGAACCUCCAGUACUAUCUUUACAAUUGGAGAUGUCCUGCGCUCGAGCCGGAAAAAAUUGGUUUGGUCCUUCAAUGACCCGCUUUGUUGCUUGUGUUUUCAAAACUGCCCUGGUAACGUGGGCAAAAGACGGAACCAAUGCGUUGCCAUAUCGGAGCCAGGGUUAGAUGAAACACGACACGAAUAUUUGAAAUGCACACAUCCGCACACAGAAGUCUAUAGCCUAUCGCCAUCGAGGAUAGAGGUCUGCAUCGGCGGGCCAUGGGGGUUUGGUUAAUGACUGGAUUUUUAAGGAAGUUGAG